GUUAUUUGAAGGAGGGAACCCGUUACUCCCCAUCUUUGCCAUUAAUCUCACAGCUGUUACUGUAAAUUGGUGCGGAGGACCCCCGUUAAAGACAAGCGGACUUUCAUUCCAGGAGCCAAACACUUGCUGUCUUGCGGCUGGCUAACUUAAGUGGGCAAGGUGCAGGAUGUCCAACAACAUGGCCAAGAUCGCAGAUGCUCGAAAGACGGUAGAGCAACUGAAACUGGAGGUCAACAUAGAGAGGAUGAUGAUAUCCAAAGCAGCAGCUGAUCUGAUGGCCUAUUGUGAAGCUCAUGCUAAAGAGGACCCCCUGGUGACACCAGUGCCUUCUUCAGAGAACCCGUUUCGAGAGAAGAAAAUAUUCUGUGUAAUAUUAUAACAUCCAUAUGUAAAAGACAAAUGAUUACGCUUUAACACUUAACAUUAUUUAAUGUGUGAAUUCAAUGUAAGCCUUAAUAACAAACAAGAACACUUUUGUAUUCUUUCACUUUUUACAACAUUCAGUUUUGUAAUUAAAGUAGCUUUUUGGUGACUAACCUGAAGAUUGAUCAUCAUUUGAACCUGAUAAUGGCGGCAAUACAGAUUUAUCAAAAGUGGGUGCAAAGUUCAUUUUAACAGGCUGGCACUCCUGCCUCCCCAUCUGCAAACAGAUUGUAUCUGAGCUUAUAUAUUAACUCAACUGCAUAGCUAAGUUCUCAUUUUGGCAUUACUGUUUUAGACUGACUCAUUUCAAAGGCAAAAUAAAUGGUAAGAUUUGUUGUUCA
Cottoperca gobio is the source of this 764-nucleotide messenger RNA. RefSeq names its product guanine nucleotide binding protein (G protein), gamma 8 (gene gng8). The transcript has 3 exons. The record is from RefSeq and is a predicted model, not a curated record. Gene Ontology annotation, molecular function: G-protein beta-subunit binding. Gene Ontology annotation, cellular component: heterotrimeric G-protein complex. Gene Ontology annotation, biological process: G protein-coupled receptor signaling pathway. The coding region runs from base 167 to 379 and encodes 70 amino acids. Lineage: Eukaryota; Metazoa; Chordata; Actinopteri; Perciformes; Bovichtidae.